Messenger RNA from Carica papaya (papaya), 4144 nucleotides. The record is from RefSeq and is a predicted model, not a curated record. Lineage: Eukaryota; Viridiplantae; Streptophyta; Magnoliopsida; Brassicales; Caricaceae.
CAGAAAAUCUAACUACAUUAUCCCAUUUACCCUAUCGAACCCUAAUCUCCUUCCCUCCUUUGCCUCUUAUCGUGAAACUUCUUCAUCUCGAUCUCCUUCGGACGCCGCCCUUUUUUUUUAAUUUCAUUUCUGCAACUUUACCAGUUCUUUCAUUCCGGAGAGUCACGGAGCCAGGUGCGGUCAUCUGCCGACUCAGUGCCACCCGGUCGUGCAGGAGCAGCGUCGACCCACCGCCGUUCUUACUCGCGCGCUGCGCCGCUUGUGCAUUUCUGCUCAUAAUUUGACUUUCUUGGAGUAUUAGUUUUAUGUUUUUAGAUUAUGUAUUCCGGUAGAGGGAGUAAUGCUUAUGGGCAACAAUCAUAUAGUGGGCAAUAUGGUCAGAAUUUGGGAACUGCAUAUUCUGGGACUUCAGUUGGUGGGACUGAUGGGAGCUCUCAAAUUUCCUUGUCGUCUCGGCAUGCGUCAAUGCUAAGUGCUUCUCAGGAAGCAGAAAUUGGUGGUUAUAGAGCUCAUCCGUCCGCUGCGGUUCAUUAUGGGGGACAGUAUGGGUCUUUGUAUGGAUCAGCUGCUUUAAGUGGUACUCAGCAGGUCCCUACUAUAAAUGCUAAAGGAGCUGGAUCCUCAGCUCUGGAAGGUCGUAGUGGUUAUGCCUCUGCUAUAUCAGAUUCACCUAAGUUUACAUCUGGCGACUAUAUUUCUUCAUCAGGCCAUGGAUUUGGUCAAAAAAGUGAUCAGAUAUACGAGAAGAUUUCUGAUUAUCUUUCAGCGGACAGAAGGCAGUACAGUGAACGGCAAGGUGCUAAUACAGGAAGGGAUUUGCAAAGUGAACCCGCUGGGCGAUAUGCUGAUUCUGUUGGUUUUGGUCAUCAACACCAGGUAUCGCUUCUUCGACAAGAACAAUUAUUGAAAACUCAAUCGCUGCAAUCUGCGUCACUUGAUGGCGGUUCCAGACAAGCUGAUUAUCUUGCAGCAAGGAGUGCCGCUGGUCGUUCCUCUCAAGAUGUUAUACAUUAUGGAGGAAGAGCAGAUGCUGAAUCUCGAAGCUUAACAAUGCUUGGUGCUUCUUCAUAUGGUGGACAGAGUACCCCAUCAAUAUUAGGGGCAGCACCACGUAGAAAUGUGGAUGAUCUCACAUAUCAACAAAUUUCUUCAAAUCCUGGUUAUGGAGUGAGCCUACCCCCGGGCAGGGACUAUGGCACUGGAAAAGGGCUUCAUAGUACAUCUGUUGAGGUGGAUUAUCGUGGUUUGCUGUCACGGUCGCGCAUUGAGGAACAAAAAGAUGAUAGAGCUAGUUAUCUUAGGGAGUUUGAGCUAAGGGAAGAGGAGCGUCGACGGGAGCAUAUGCGUGCAAGGGAAAAAGAAAGAGAAAGAGAUAAGGAACGUGAGCGGGAGCGUGAGCGUGAACAACGAGAAAGAGAACGUGAAAGGGAGCGGAUAAUAGAGAGGCGGGAGAAAGAAAGGGAGCGACAACGCAAACUUAUCCUUGAAAUCAAGAGGGAACGAACUCCACUUAGAGUGUCAAGAGAGCCACGUGGUUCGUCUUUGACCAAGGGGAGAUCUGUGCGACGGGACUCUCCACAUCGUGAAGCUUCGCAUAGGUGGAUCUUGAUGUCUUAUGGUUUUAUUCAUUUUAAUAAGCAUUUCUGCUUAUUGCAGGUUUCUUCAUCUCGGUUAGUUGAUGUGGAGAGGGAUUAUCUAUCUAUAGAUAAGCGAUAUCCAAGACUUUUUGUAUCUCCAGAGUUUUCCAAGGUUGUUGUUAACUGGCCCAAGGAGAACCUUAAACUUUCAAUCCAUACUCCCAUCAGUUUUGAGCAUGAUUUUGUUGACGAAGAUAGCAUUGGUGAUCCAAUGGAGCAAUCCACCAAGAGUUUGACAGAAGAACCUGUAAAAUCAGAAUGUGGAGGCACAGUGUGGAAUGCUAAGAUGAUAUUAAUGAGUGGACUUAGCAAGAAUGCUCUGGAAGAACUUUCUUCAGAAAAAAGCUAUGGAGACCGGAUACCUCAUAUUUGCAAUAUCCUGAGGUUUGCUGUUCUUAGGAAGGACCACUCUUUCACAGCAAUUGGUGGACCCUGGAAUUCUGCAGAUGGCCCUGACCCAUUAGUUGAUGAUUCUUCUCUAAUUCAAACACUUGUUAGAUACACGAAGGAUGUAACUCAACUUGAUCUGCAAAAUUGUCGGCAAUGGAAUAGGUUUCUUGAGAUCCACUAUGAUAGAGUUGGCAAGGAUGGACUCUUUAGCCAUAAGGAAGUAACAGUACUGUUUGUUCCUGAUUUAUCUGAAUGUCUUCCUUCGUUAGAUGCAUGGCGAGCACAAUGGCUGGCUCACAAAAAGCCAGCUAGUGCAGAGACUAAUUCCGGCAAGCAAAAUGACAAUUUAGAAGAGAAGGAUGUUGGUGAGCAGAAUCCAGAGUCUGGCGUCCCAGGCCAACAGGAAGAACCAGUAUCCGAUUCAUCUGGGGUUAAAACAUUUUCAAGAAAAAAGGUCAUAAAAAAGGUUCCAGUGGCAAACACUGCCCAGAAUGAAGAAAAGGACACACAGCUUGAGGUGAAAUCUGAGAAGGAAGCAGAUACCUCUGAAGAUAAGACAAACAAUAAAUCAGAUAAUGGAGGUGCUGCAAUUGGGAAAGAUCCUGUAAAAGCAACCAUAAAAAGGAAAAUCAUUAAGAGGGUACCUAAAAGGAAGAAUGCUGCUGCUGGGGAUGAGGAUGACAAAAAGUUAGUGAGAACAGAUACUGGAGCAGACAAUAGUGGAAAGGAAGUGGCUGAUGCAGAUAAAAUUAAGUUGAACACUCCAACUGAGGAUAAAAAAGAGAAUAUAGCUGAUUCAAGUAAAACUGAAAUCGAGGCCAGCCUAGUGGACAAGGAUCGAGAGAGAAAUGGUACUGAGACCAAGGCUGACAGCAAGAAGGUUAAUCAGAAGGAUAAUAAUGGAAAGAAGGGAAAGGCAAAAGACAAUGAUAAACGGAAGAAAGACAAGGAUGGAAAAGAUGAGUUAGGGAAUAAAGAGGUGAUUGAGAAGAAAAAGAUUGAAGAGCCUCCUCGUCACCCUGGAUUUGUUUUACAAACAAAAUGGAGCAAAGAUUCUAAAUUGCGGUCCUUGUCACUUUCACUUGACUCGCUCUUGGAUUAUACUGAUAAGGAUACUGAAGAAUCAACAUUUGAGCUUUCGUUGUUUGCAGAGACACUAUAUGAGAUGCUUCAAUAUCAAAUGGGUUGUCGCCUUUUGGAUUUGCUCCAGAAACUGCGAAUAAGAUUCAGGAGAAAAAGAAACAAAAAUAAGAGGCAUCAUGAAGAAAUUCAUAAGGACAAUACCGAGAAAUCAACACCAAAGCGUCUAAAGACUGAUGAACUUCCUUCCAAGGAUAAUGCUGUAAAAUCUGAAACUCCGGCUGCAGCUCAACCGGCUGAUGAAGAAAACAUGCCAGAAGAUAAUGCUCCUGUUGAUCAUGUUGAUGAGGUGAAGUCAAAAAAUGAUACAGAGGAUGAAGAAGAUCCAGAGGAAGAUCCUGAAGAAUAUGAAGAAAUGGAGGAUGCCAGUAUGCGGCAUGACUCUUCUAAGGAGAGCAAUGAAGGGGAAAAGAUGGAUGUCAGUGUUGAGCCUGCAAAGGCCGUGGAAGAAAAGGAUGAAGCAGGGGAAUCUGUCAAGGAGACAACUAACACUGAAGUUGCGAAAGAAAACCUCACACCUGAUGUAAGCACCAGUGAGAAAAUGAAAGGAAGUUCUGACAUAGAGAAAAAAGAGGCUUCUGUAGAUAAGGAACUAUUACAAGCUUUUAGAUUUUUCGACCGGAACCAUGUUGGUUACAUUAGGGUUGAAGAUAUGAGAUUAAUUAUCCACAACUUGGGGAAGUUUCUCUCUCACCGGGAAGUCAAGGAACUUGUGCAAAGUGCGCUGUUAGAGAGCAAUACUGGAAGGGAUGAUCGCAUUCUUUACAACAAGUUGGUGAGGAUGCCUGAGGUUGAAGGUUAAAGGUUAAAGGUCUUGGACGAAAGCUUGUAGUUGGAAGUGUGGUUUUAAGAUUUAUAAUUAUGGAAUUUUAACGGGAUAAAUAAGGUUUCUAGUAGUGGAUUGGAAUUUGGUAUCUUUAAUAGAAAAUCUCACUGGAUUUGUUCAUUUCGAUAAAUAAAAAUUUCUCUUUCUUAUU